Anas platyrhynchos (mallard) is the source of this 3286-nucleotide messenger RNA. It is a transcript of the gene HRH3, whose product is annotated as histamine receptor H3. Gene Ontology annotation, biological process: chemical synaptic transmission; adenylate cyclase-inhibiting G protein-coupled acetylcholine receptor signaling pathway; G protein-coupled receptor signaling pathway, coupled to cyclic nucleotide second messenger. Gene Ontology annotation, cellular component: plasma membrane; dendrite; synapse. NCBI's taxonomy places the organism in Eukaryota, Metazoa, Chordata, Aves, Anseriformes, Anatidae. Gene Ontology annotation, molecular function: G protein-coupled serotonin receptor activity; G protein-coupled acetylcholine receptor activity; histamine receptor activity. The record is from RefSeq and is a predicted model, not a curated record.
GAGGGGCGGCGGCGGCGGCAGCCCCGCGGCUGCGGCUGGGUGCGAAGCGGCGGGGCCAUGGAGAGCGGCGGGGCCCUGGGGGGCGGCGGGGCAAUGAACGGCUCCGCCGCCGCCGCCGCCUCCGGGCGCUUCGCCCCCGGCGGUACGGCGGCGCUGGGAGCGCUCAUGGCGCUGCUGAUCGCUGUCACCGUGGCCGGUAACGCGCUGGUGAUGCUGGCCUUCGUGGCGGACUCCAGCCUGCGAACCCAGAAUAACUUCUUCCUGCUCAACCUGGCCAUCUCGGAUUUCCUAGUGGGUGCCUUCUGCAUUCCCCUGUACGUGCCCUAUGUGCUGACGGGGAGAUGGAUCUUCGGGAGAAGCCUCUGCAAACUCUGGCUGGUGGUUGAUUACCUGCUCUGCACCUCCUCGGUCUUCAACAUCGUGCUGAUCAGCUAUGACAGAUUCCUCUCGGUGACAAGAGCGGUCGCCUACAGAGCCCAGCAAGGCAACACCAAGCGAGCGGUGCUGAAGAUGGUGAUGGUGUGGGUGUUAGCCUUCCUGCUUUACGGACCUGCCAUCAUCAGCUGGGAGUAUAUCUCGGGCCAGAGCAUCAUACCCACCGGGGAAUGCUACGCUGAAUUUUUCUACAACUGGUAUUUUCUCAUGACAGCCUCCACGCUGGAGUUUUUCACCCCUUUCAUCAGCGUAAUGUUUUUCAACCUGAGCAUUUACCUGAACAUACAGAAGCGCACCAAACUACGCCUGGAUGUUUUCCAUGAAGUGCACAACCAAUCCUUCACUGAAGAGAUGGAAAUGAGCCCAGAAGCCAAGCUUUCUUUGAAAUGCUGUAAGUGGGAGCAGCAGAAGGAGCCCGCUGAAACCCUCGACCUCUCUAAGAGCAAAGCACAAGCAGUAGCCUCCACUGCCAGCCUUGGUGCAAAAGAUCUGCAGACGCCCAGCUCAGGGAGCUCUGAGAAACCCAAGUGUUGCCACAAAAAGAGCUGUAAAAAUUCAGCGUGCACUCUGUCCUUAGAGAAGCGGAUGAAGAUAGUUUCCCAGAGCAUGACUCAACGCUUCAGGCUCUCUAGAGACAAGAGAGUGGCCAAAUCACUGGCAAUCAUUGUAGGCAUUUUUGGAAUUUGCUGGGCACCAUACACCCUCCUCAUGAUUAUCCGUGCCGGCUGCCAUGGCCACUGCAUCUCUGAUUACUGGUAUGAGACUUCCUUCUGGCUGCUGUGGAUCAACUCAGCUGUCAACCCUGUCCUAUACCCUCUCUGUCACUACAGCUUCAGAAGAGCUUUUAUUAAACUCCUCUGCCCGAAGAAGCUAAAGAUCCAACCUCACGAUCCUCUCCAGAACUGCUGGAAGUAAAGCUAGCUCUGUGUGUGGAUGAGAAAAGCCUUCUGUAACACAGGUUUUUAUAAAAGAACAGUACUGUAGCUUGCUUCCUUGGAAGAAGCUGGGGCCACUGGUCUGGCACAUGUGAGGAAGGCAGCAGUGAGAUCACUGUUAAAUAACUCUAGUUCAUCACCAACAGAAACAAACAGAAUAGAAGGGUAAGGCGGUUGGUUUUUUUAUUUUUUUUUUUUUUACAUUAAUCACGGACAGUGAAAUAAAUCUGUGUCCUGCACCUGCACAAAAGAGCACAGAAGAGCUCUGCUGCCACCUAGUCAGCCUGCGUGGCAACAACGUUUUGUUAAAAUAAGUAACCUGAAACCACUGGACUAAACUUCAGUUUACACUUAGGAUAUUACAUGAUUAUACGGAAAGAAUGGACCUCAGAAAGAAAACCACCUCAUUAAUCAUUGCUACUACAGCAGCUUCAGCCAUAAGCUGGGUCCCCACUGCACGUGGUGCUGCAAUAGAUGUCCCUUCCACUCCCCAAGAAGGGACAAAUCUCUGCCACGAAGAGCUUAUGGAUGGACUUAGGGGCACCAGGUAUCCUGAAACAUCCUGUUGGCAUUCCCUGCUUCAAAACGGAUCUGAUUCCCUUUGCGUCCAGCCGCACACCAGCCCUUACUCCCAUGAUACGUGGGUGCGCUUCUCUCCUGCCCUUUGCCAAAGCUUCCUCUCCUCUCUCAGAAGCUGUCCUUUCUCAGGCACUGCCCUGUGUCCUGCAGCAGCUGUCUGCCUUUCCCCCUUUUGACUUUUGUCAGCUGCUGGACCGGCUGUGCCGUGCACCAGGUGGAUCAGCAGCACAGCACCACAAGGUGAGCGGCAUCCAGUCCAAGGGCGUGCAGCAGGAGCAACAAGCACAGUCACUGGCCCUGCAGGAUGGUGGGAACCCUGACAGCCUCGAAGAACAGGGCUGCUGUGCCUACAGGAAAGGCGUCAGCAGGGUUUCAGCUUCUCCACGGGCUCUCCCUCAGACUCCUAAGUCUCAUCUGCAGAACCUCCUAUUUACUCUUCCAGCGAUGCGUUACCAAUGACAAGUACUGGGAGAAGUGAAGUUUGCAUUCCAUUUUUUAAGGUAGUUUCAGACCUCCUAACUUCAGCAAGCUCUCCAGAACUCUCACAUGCUGUCUUUUAAAGCACAUUAUUUUGAACAGAGACCCUGGUCAAGCUGUUCCAAGCAACAUAAAUAUCUUUUUACUAUUAUUUAUUUUUAAAGCAGUCAACUAAUUCCACAGAUAAAGCACCAGAUUCAAGAGACCAGGGAUCUAUUCUCAGUCUUAACAGGAGAUCUGGGGCAUUUUAUCUCUGCUUCCCAUCUCACACUUUAUCAUGCUUGCCCAUGCAGUCUAUAACCUCUUUGGGAACAGAGCCAGAAUGACCAUAAAGUGAAAGACUAACUCCCGAUCUCUGCUGGCAUUGUUCAGUGCUAUAGUAAUACAAAUACAUAAUUAGUUGCCAUGGCAAACACUCAUAUUUAACAGUAUUGUACAAGGAAGCUCAAAAUUGUAAGUCUGAAAACUACAUUUAUAAAUGGAAACCCAAAUGCCGUAAAGUAGAACCCAAAAGCUUCUGAUGUUGUGAUUGCCCAUUACACUUGGCUACUGUGAGCAAACUGUUUCUUGGCUGUUGCUAGGAAUAAAGUAAAUCACUACUCAACUUUUUUCCAGUGACAUUUGCUGAGUAGAUCAAUAUUGUUGUCUGAAGUCAGGUUUUAAAUGAAGUCUUGUUUUGUAUUUAUAGUUCAGUCUUGUGACAUGUUCAGUCAGACCGUUAUGUAUGAAUUCAAAUAUAUGCUUUGAAGUGAGUGUGCUAAGAACUGCCAGUACGCACUGUUGAGCCUGCUUGUACCUUUCCUUGUGUCUGCUACCUUCUGAGAACCCCAAUAAAGUAUUUUUCUACAAAACUUGCCAAA